Molecule: messenger RNA, 1089 nt
Organism: Cyprinodon variegatus (sheepshead minnow)
Lineage: Eukaryota; Metazoa; Chordata; Actinopteri; Cyprinodontiformes; Cyprinodontidae
Product: dnaJ homolog subfamily C member 10-like
Exons: 7
Coding region: 205-1074 (289 amino acids)
Source: RefSeq, a predicted model, not a curated record
UGCUGGAAGGAGGGUUAGGGUUCUGGAGGUUCUGGAGGUUCUAGAUGUUGGUUCCUCAGCAGGAACAUCUGGGAUUAUUUGCGUGUAGCUCUGAAGCUAAGCAGCUAACAGGCUGCAGCUAGCUUAGCUUAGCUUAGCAUCCUCCAGGAUGGUUUAACACCGAGGAAAACACUUUUCUGAAGUUAAUCAACAAACGGAGAGAAAAUGUUUAUUUUCAGGUUCUCCUGGACUGGGAUGGGGUCCACGGCGGUCCACGGCGUCCAACAGCCUGCCAGGCUCACGCUGUCAUCUCUGCUCCUCGCCACCGCCCUGCUGGUGGCGGUUUGUGCCGAGGGGUCGGACUACUACCAGCUGCUGGGGGUGAGCAGGGAAGCUACAACCAGAGAGAUCCGACAGGCUUUUAAGAAGCUGGCGCUCACCAUGCACCCCGACAAGAACCCUGGCGACGCCUCGGCUCACGACAAGUUCCUGAAGGUGAACCGGGCUUAUGAGGUGCUGAAAGAUGAAGACCUGAGGAAGAAGUAUGACAAGUACGGAGAAAAGGGAUUGGACGAGCAGCAGGGAGGGCGCUACGAGAGCUGGAACUACUACCGCUACGACUUUGGCAUCUAUGAUGACGACCUGGAGAUCAUCACUCUGGACAGCGGCGACUUUGAAGCAGCAGUGAACUCUGGAGAAAUCUGGUUUGUCAACUUCUAUUCCCCUCGAUGCUCGCACUGCCACCAGCUGGCCCCCACGUGGAGGGAGUUUGCCAAGGAGAUGGACGGAGUUAUCCGGAUCGGAGCGGUGAACUGUGGAGACAACAACCAUCUGUGCAGGAGGAAAGGCAUCAACAGCUACCCCAGCCUCUACGUCUACAGAGCAGGACAGAGGCCAGAGAAGUUCACCGGGGAGAGGAAUAAAGAUGACCUGCUUCGCUUCUCCAUGCAGUUCAUCACCACUACAGUCACCGAGCUGUGGCAGGGUGAGCCCUUCCAGCUUUCUACCCAUAAUGCACCCUGCCUGGAGCAGGGGCUCCAUCUUCUGUUCAGUGUAGCUGCAGGUGUGGCUCUCAGAGCUUCUGCUGAUGUUUGAGUCAAAGUGAACAGA